AUGGACCUGGUAGUCGGCCAGCGAGCGGCAUGCAGGCGCCCUGGGGGGUCAUCAACGUGGAGCCGGGCUGGUACGUCUCUUCCCAUCAGCCCGAAGAGGCAGGGGAGGAGGCGGAAGAGUUGAGCCCGUUGCUAAGCAACGAACUUCACAGACCAGGAUCCGUCGGUGUUUCAUAUGGUUUUUCAGUGUUGAAUUUGGUGAAUGCCAUCAUGGGAAGUGGCAUCCUUGGUUUAGCUUAUGUUAUGGCUCAUACUGGUAUCCUUGGAUUUAGUUUCAUGCUGCUGAUAGUUGCUCUCCUGGCUUCUUUCUCAGUUCACCUCCUGCUUAGUAUGUGUACUCAGACAGCUGUGACAUCUUACGAAGAUCUUGGACUCUUUGCUUUUGGAUUACCUGGGAAGGUGGUGGUGGCAGGCACCAUAAUCAUUCAGAAUGUUGGAGCUAUGUCAUCUUAUCUUUUAAUUAUUAAAACAGAGCUUCCUACUGCUAUUUCAGAAUUUUUGCCUGGAGACUAUAGUGGGUCUUGGUAUCUUGAUGGAAAAACAUUGCUGAUAAUCAUUUGUGUUGUCAUUGUGUUCCCUCUUGCCCUUCUCCCUAAAAUAGGCUUUCUUGGCUACACAAGUAGUUUAUCAUUUUUCUUUAUGGUGUUCUUUGCUCUUGUGAUAGUAAUUAAAAAAUGGUCCAUUCCUUGUCCUCUGACAUUAAAUUGUAUGGAGCAAUACUUUCAGAUUUCAAAUGCUACAGAUGAUUGUAAACCAAAGCUCUUUCAUUUCUCCAAAGAGAGUGUUUAUGCCUUACCAACCACGGCGUUUUUGUUUCUCUGCCAUACCUUGAUAUUGCCCAUAUACUGUGAGCUUCAAAGGUACCACAGAAUCCUGGAAUAUUUGAAAUGUACUAACCCGUCAAAGAAAAGAAUGCAGAAUGUAACCAAUACAGCAAUUGCUUUAAGUUUUCUCAUUUAUUUUAUAUUGGCACUCUUUGGGUACCUCACUUUUUAUGACAAAGUGGCAUCCGAUGUACUCCAAGAUUACGGUAAAUACUUGCCACAUGAUGGUGUUGUCAGGACUGUGAGGUUAUGCUUUCUGUGUGCUGUGAUUCUGACAGUCCCUCUAAUCCACUUCCCUGCAAGGAAAGCUUUAAUGAUGAUGUUUUUCUCCAAUUUUUCCUUCUCAUGGAUUCAUCAUUUUUUGAUUACUCUAGCACUCAAUAUUAUCAUUGUUUUAUGUGCCGUAUAUGUUCCUGAUAUUAGGAAUGUAUUUGGUGUAAUUGGUUCCAGUACAUCGACAUGUUUGACUUUUGUAUUCCCUGGACUGUUUUAUCUUAAACUUAGCAGAGAGGAUUUUCUGUCAUGGAAAAAACUUGGGGCUUUUGUUUUGCUCAUCCUUGGAGUUUUGGUUGGGAAUUUUAGUUUAGCAGUCAUCGUUUUUAAUUGGAUUAAUAAUAAAUGAAAGAGCCCUGGCUGGUGUGGCUCAGUGGAUUGUGUGCUGGCCUGUGAACUGAAGGGUCGCUGGUUCGAUUCCUAG
Molecule: messenger RNA, 1520 nt
Organism: Phyllostomus discolor (pale spear-nosed bat)
Lineage: Eukaryota; Metazoa; Chordata; Mammalia; Chiroptera; Phyllostomidae
Gene: SLC38A6
Product: solute carrier family 38 member 6
Exons: 16
Coding region: 30-1445 (471 amino acids)
Biological process (GO): L-glutamine transport; amino acid transmembrane transport
Molecular function (GO): L-glutamine transmembrane transporter activity
Source: RefSeq, a predicted model, not a curated record